UCCGAUUAGAGCGACUCGCGUCACUCACGCUUGGUAUCAAGUUCGGUUGCACUGCGGCGCGGUUGUUGAUGUCGCUGUCAGGAGUCACCGCCGCGGCGUACAGCUCUUAAGCAGCGGGAGACCAUGCAGUUCCUGGGCCGCCUGCUGGACACCGUGUCCUCGGUGUCGACCCUCUUCACCAACCCGUACCGCGUCAGAGACGUGCCGCUGUCCGACUACGGCGGGGCGAGCAAGGUGCUGCUGAAGGAGGACGGACGCUUGGUCCUGUACAGAAACACCCAGUCCUGGGACUGUCUGCUCAUGUGCCCCGAAACGCCCAACGUGACCCUGAGGCUCUUCCAGGUGGCGUCGGAAGUGGACGCCAUGAACUUGUUCCCCCAGUACGCCCUGAAGCUCCGCCCCUUCUACGAGACACUGUCCCUGAAGGCAGAAACCGUGCAGCCGAUCGCCGACUGCAUCCGCAACCACCAGGACUGGAGCUCCGCCCACAUCGCCGUGGAGACGGGCCUGAGAGAGUGCCUCAAGCAUAACUACGUCCAGAGUCAGAUAAACGCUCGGGACGCCGCCGGUCAGACGCCGCUGCACCUGGCGUGCGAGCGCGGCGACGCGGCGUGCGUGAGGCAGCUGCUGGAGGAAAGCCAGGCGCGCACCGACAUCAGAGACCAGCACGGGGACACGCCGAUGCACUGCGCCGCCAAGCAGGACGCGCCCGCCGUCAUCCAGGUCCUGUGCUCGCGGCUGUGCUCGGGGGUGAACGAGCUGAACAACAACGGGGAGACGCCGCUCCACGUGGCGUGCCGGCUGGGCCGCGUGGAGUCCGUAAAAGCCCUGCUGGGGGGUGGGGCCAAGUGCGGCGUCAUCGGCGGCACGGGCUACGCCAUCCACAGCGCCAUGAAGUACAGCGAGAAGGGCUGUGUGGAGGAGAUCCUCCAAGCGGACCCGGGUCAGAUUCACGCCGUGGACUCUCUGUACGGGGGGACGCCGCUCCACUGGGCCAAGACGUCCGAGAUGUGCCGCCUGCUGCUGGCACACGGCUGUGCGGUGAACUACCUCAGUAAGACGGGGGAGAGCGCCCUGCACAUCCUCACCAGGAGGGGGCGCUUCGAGGCGGCGAUGGUGCUGCUGACCCACGGGGCCAACGCCAACCUCAAGGGCCAGGACGGUAACACGGCCCUGCACCUCGCCAUGAAGAUGGACCACAUGGAGCUGAUUAAGGCUCUGAUCGUGUUCGGCGCCGACGUGGAGAUCCACAACGACCUUGGAGAGACGCCCGGACUCAUCGCUGCUCGCACCAGCAAAGGUCCAAAUAGAAAGAUACUGCUCGACAUGCUGUGUAGCGUAGGGGUCCAGCGUUGCCUCCCUCCCUCCCCCGGCAGUCCUCCCCCCGUCUCCACCAAGGCCAAGCCUGCAGGCAUAGGGUUUCAGGAUGUCCUGUACGCGGGGGCUGCGUUCGGUGCAAUAAGCAGAGGCGCGUCCGUGGUGGACGGCGCCAAGAUGGCCGACAGGAAGAUGGACCGCAUGCUGUGUCUGGACGGUGGAGGCAUCAAAGGCCUGGUGUUGAUCCAGAUGUUGAUCGCUCUGGAGCGGGAGGCCGGUCGGCCCACCAGGGAGCUCUUUGACUGGGUGGCCGGAACCAGCACCGGCGGCAUCCUGGCCCUCGCCAUCGUCCACGGUAAAUCCAUGGAGUACCUGCUCUGCCUGUACUUCAGGAUGAAGGAGCAGGUUUUCAAAGGGUCGCGACCCUAUGAGUCGGCGCCGCUGGAGGACUUCCUGAAGAAAGAGUUUGGAGAGAACACCAAGAUGACGGACGUCUGUUACCCCAGGGUGAUGGUCACCAGCGUUCUGGCCGACCGACACCCAGGCGAGCUGCACAUCUUCAGGAACUACAACCGGCCCUCCGUCAGCAAAGAGCCGCCGUACGCCACCACCGCCACCUUCAAGCCCCUCACCGUCCCUCAAGGAUGGGAGGAUGAGGAUGUGUUGGUAGUAGGAUACUCAGAGGAGCCCCCCAGAAAGCGUAGGAAGGUGACCGAUGAAGAACAACUGGUGUGGCGAGCCGCCCGCUCCAGUGGCGCCGCCCCCUCCUACUUCCGACCAAUGGGCCGCUUCCUGGACGGAGGGCUGCUGGCCAACAACCCGACGCUGGACGCCAUGACGGAGGUCCAUCAGUACAACAAAGCUCUGAGGGCACAGGGCCACGGAAACCAGGUCAAGAGGUUGGGGGUCGUGGUCUCCCUCGGGACAGGUAAACCUCCUCAGGUGGUGGUGAGCUCCGUUGAUGUUUUCCGACCCUCCAACCCUUUGGAGCUGGCCAAGAGCUUCGUAGGAGCCAAGGAGCUGGGCAAGAUGCUGGUGGACUGUUGUACAGACUCUGAUGGCUGUGCGGUGGACAGAGCUGGAGCUUGGUGUGAGAUGAUUGACACCGUCUACCACAGGCUGAGUCCCCAGCUGUCUCAGGAGGUGAUGCUGGACGAGGUGAGUGACGCGGUCCUGGUGGACAUGCUGUGGGAGACGCAGAUGUACCUGUACGAGAGGAGGGAGACCCUCUGCUCGCUGGCCAAGCUGCUGCUGGACCAAUGAGAGCGCGGCAUGGGGGGGGGACCUGUGAAUCUGAGACGGGGAGACGAUCCAAUGACCUUCUAGCUCCCACAGCCCUUUGCCCUGACGGCGCCGGCUGAGCGCUAAUGCUAACCGUAGCAUUCCUCCCACUGAGGAUGAAAGGUCUCCUUACGGCCUCGUCUCCAACUGAAGACCAACCGCUUCCUGCACAAUGUGAACACGGGUUAUUGUCAUUCUUUUUGUAUUUGGGUUCAUCAUUGAUGUGUUCUAUGCUAAUAAACUAUAUUAAUAUGUU
Pungitius pungitius (ninespine stickleback) is the source of this 2854-nucleotide messenger RNA. RefSeq names its product phospholipase A2, group VI (cytosolic, calcium-independent) (gene pla2g6). NCBI's taxonomy places the organism in Eukaryota, Metazoa, Chordata, Actinopteri, Perciformes, Gasterosteidae. Gene Ontology annotation, molecular function: protein binding. Gene Ontology annotation, biological process: cardiolipin acyl-chain remodeling; positive regulation of ceramide biosynthetic process. The coding region runs from base 124 to 2580 and encodes 818 amino acids. The transcript is spliced from 19 exons. The record is from RefSeq and is a predicted model, not a curated record. Gene Ontology annotation, cellular component: mitochondrion.